Molecule: messenger RNA, 6454 nt
Organism: Cyprinodon tularosa
Lineage: Eukaryota; Metazoa; Chordata; Actinopteri; Cyprinodontiformes; Cyprinodontidae
Gene: skila
Product: SKI-like proto-oncogene a
Exons: 7
Coding region: 29-2332 (767 amino acids)
Biological process (GO): negative regulation of BMP signaling pathway
Cellular component (GO): nucleus
Molecular function (GO): DNA-binding transcription factor activity, RNA polymerase II-specific; SMAD binding; RNA polymerase II cis-regulatory region sequence-specific DNA binding
Source: RefSeq, a predicted model, not a curated record
CGGAGUGCAGUAAUUCUAGUACUUGGAAAUGGCCAGCACCCAGACCAGUUUGAAAACACCUUUUAAAGACUUGACCUCAUUUAAAGGAAACUGGAAGAGGCUGUACAGGGAGCGGAUGGAGGAUGCUCCCAUAAAGAAGCGAGUGAUGGCGGAGAUCAACCUGAAGAGGCGCGGCUUGGACUCCGUCCCAAAACCCGCCAAGGUAAAGAAGGAGCAGACAGAAGAUCGGAACCGCGAGGCCGAGCUGGACAUUGACAGCCGGGGCGAUCCAUACCUCGUGGGCUCGGCUAAAGCUCUGGACCUGAGUCCUGGUCUCAAACACACGUUGGCCCAGUUCACCCUCAGCAGCCAGAGCUCCCUCGGGGGCCCCGCUGCGUUCUCGGCCCGUACAGGCCACGAGCAUUCUCCUGCUGGAAUGCCACCCUUGCCUUCCCCGCCUGUUUUAGGAGGCGGUCCCCUUCUGGUUCCCUGCGACAGCUCCAAUGAGCUCACCCACUCCCUGUUGGAAGGAGAGUCCAUCUCCUGCUUUGUCGUCGGUGGCGAGAAGCGGCUCUGCCUGCCUCAGGUGCUGAACUCAGUGCUGCGGGACUUCUCACUGCAGCAGAUCAAUACUGUGUGCGACGAGCUCUACGUCUACUGCUCUCGCUGUGACGCCGAGCAGCUGCACAUUCUCAAGGUGCUGGGCAUUCUGCCCUUUAACGCACCAUCCUGCGGCCUCAUCACUCUGACGGACGCACAGCGGCUAUGCAACGCCCUCCUGCGUCCCGGGGCUGUGCUGCCGACUGACCCCAGUGGCAAGCUGUUGGCUCAGGGCCUGCUGAAGGAGAGUGAGGCCAGCUUCCAGGUGGAGCACCAGUGUCUGGGCAAAUGUCAGGGCCUCUUCGUGCCGCAGUUCUACACUCAGCCUGAGGCGCCAUGCAUCCAGUGCGUCGAAUGCCAGCUGCUCUUUUCGCCACAGAAGUUUGUCAUGCAUUCGCACAAGUCACCUGAUAAGAGGACCUGCCACUGGGGCUUUGAUUCAGCCAAGUGGCCCUGCUACCUGCAGCUUGCCAGGAAGUACCAGGGGACCCCCGAGGAGCCCAGACUCAAGAAGCUGCUGGACGAGGUCAAAGAGAAGUUUCACUAUCAGCUGAAGAGUUCCCUCGAUAAAAAGUCUGCGGAGGAAGAGGAGAGCCAGCUGAGGAAGCACUCUGUGGAAAUGUGCUCUUCUUCAGACAAGCUAGGUGACGCAGAGCCGACACGGAAGGGGAAACCGGCCCCACCUGCCCUGGAGUUUAACAGUCUCUUCACAGACAUCAAGGAGGAGCCAGGACACCCCACCCUGGUCCAUCCCAGCUACUACCUGUACACGUAUGAUAAGAUGGUGGCUCCCAACGUUUCUCUGCGGAGGGAGGCGGAGAUGAGCCCCGAGAUGCUGGGGGCGCUGCUCAAACACCACUACAGCCGCCGGAUGCUUGGCCACGAAGAGCCGCCUAUAGAUCUCCACGCGUCGCCUCCUGUCACCGGCGGCGCCGAGCAGGCCAAAUCCCAGAGUGCGGCUGCUGCCUUGGCCACUGAGCGGGAAAGCCAAACCCAGGCAGUUUCCAUGGAGACGAUUAGCCCGUGCUGCAAGAAAGCCACCCACAUCCCCUCCCACACUCCUCCUCCUGCAACUCUUCCUCGGCCUGCGUCGUUGCUGUCGGAAACGGAAGCAGCGUCGAAGGACACAAGCUCUGCUAUGAGCGGCGCCGUGGUGGGGGGGGUGGAGGAUGACAAGGACAGGAUUGUUGUGGAAAUCAUGCAGAUGUACAGCAGGCAGCAGGAGAAGCUCAACUCCACCCUACAGAAGCAGCAGCAGUUGGAAAUGGAACUGGAGGCGUUGCGUGGGGGUGAAGCGGCGAGGCUACGGGAGCUUAGCGCCGAGCAGAGGGAGCUCCGCAGCGAGCUGGAGGCGGUGCACAGCGAGCAGGCUCGACGGCUCGGCCAAGCCCGCCAGGAGCAACUGGAACUGGAGACCCGUCUGGAGCAGCUCCGACAGCAGGCCUGCGCCUGUGAGCCCGGGGCCCAACGGCAGCAGGAGGCUCACUAUGCUGCACAGUUGUCGGAGCUGCGGCAGAGGCUGGAGCAGGCAGAGAGCGACCGGCAGGAACUGCAGGAGGAGCUUCACCAGGAGCGCGAGGCACGGGAGAAGCUGGAGCACACCAUUGCCCAGCUCAAGCAGCAGAUGGCCCAGUCUGGUAUGAUGGGAGGCAGCCCAUCCCCUCCUCUUACCCCCGCUACAGGAUCCAUGAACACCCACUCUCCACCCUGCUCUUCCUCCAUGCUGGAGGUCCCGGUGGCCGGCCUGAAGUAACUGCAACCUGCUUAAUUGUUUUCCGAGUCACUCGGCGACUCUACACCCACAAACAGUUCCCUAAGGCUCCCCUUCUACCCAUUUUUUUUAAAGUAUAACUACAAGAUUUAUGUUGUGUUUCUUUUUUAUUAUUCUCAGUCCUCUCUUUAAACAGUAUUUAAAGAUUUUUGGGCAUGUACGUUUGAUUUAAUUUAUAGUUUUUACUGAACUAAUAGCUGCUUUAGAGACAGGAAGUCCCAUCUCUAUCCACCCCCACCGGAUCACAGUCCUUGCUGCUCCCUGCUUCCUGAAGCUAAAGACUGGAUUUUGGACUCCCGUCUCCUCACUGAUGAAACUCUAUGCUAACAGGGCAGCUGGUACCUACAGACUUUAUAAACAUGAAGGUCAAAUGGUCACGAGCCAGCUCUCUCUACAUAUAUAUGAAAAUAUAUAUUUUCUUUGGGACUCCUUAUAAAAACAAAGAAAUAUAAACACUUUCAAGUUUAAGUCUUUAUGGACAGAAAAAAAGACCUUUACUGUACAAAAACAGACAUUUCUAAUGUGCAGAUGUAGAACCUCAAUAGAUAUAUGCCAGUAGUGACGCUGAAGUCAGAGUGACUGAGUGUGAUCCCCCCGCCCCCAGAUUUACCUAGCUAUUCCAGCCUGAAGGGCAGAUUUCCUCUUCACUCCGAUUGGUUGGUCUGCAUCCUGCAUCAAACAGAGCAGCAGCGGUUCUGGCUGUGGGUCUUUUACCGGUAUAAAUGUUUGCAAAGGUUUUCUAGUACUACCGAUCCAAUUCCUGCAAUAAGCCAAUAGGUUUCUCCAGUGGUAUGGGGUACGGAGCAGAAAUGAAACGUUGCCCCCUCCCCACUUUUCGUACACUUUGCCAUUUAACAGGAUUAAAAUAGUUGCUACACUUUCCUGCACGCUUAUAAAAAAAGCCCCGUUUGGCUGAUAAUAUUUCUGGUUCUGCAAAAGUUAAUUUUUCCAGUUAAUCAGACUAAUUAACCAUCCGCUAUAAGCUUGUUAUUGAAUCGCUCUUCAAAUAUCAGCAGCUUUUUAUUCUAGAUUAUGGAAAAGCUCAUGUAUUAAAUUGAUAUAACAAGUAAAGUAACUGUCGUAAUUACAAAGACGAAUGUUCUUUAAAAUUCUAAAAUCAGAUGUAUUUUUUUUCUUCUAAACAAAUUUGUUUUACACACAUUUUCCACUUUUAUUCAUUUUGCCAGUGAUGCACUUCAAAUUUGCAACUGUUGAUCUCAGCAUCAUGGCUCCCCACCCAGGGUGCCAAAGCUGAGGGGACGCCACAUGAUGUGCUAGUUCAAACUUUGCAAACUGUUGUGUUUAUCAGGGCAGAAACCUUAAGAAAAAAGCCUUUGCUUUUCAGGGAUAGUAAAGUGUAUUAGUUAUACACAGCUUUGGUUAGAGGUGUAAGAAGAGGGGGUUGCACAAAAGAAGGGAAGCUCUCAAGGUGACACUCAUACAGAUAUAAGGGAUUAAAGCCCAUCAUCAAAGUAAAAUGGAUAUAGGAUAUUUAACAUUAAAUUCAUAUAACCAAAUGUUCUACAAAUAGUAUGGUAGGAAUAUAUUUAAACUUUUUUGCUUAUUAAAGUAGGUGCAAAACAUCUUGCUGCAGACGAUUCCUUUUAGUGCCAAAGGAAACGAGGUGUGAACAGACAGCAGACCUAGAUCACUUAUUUCAAUUUUAGGUUUCAGGGUAAAAACCUUAAACCGCUCUAUUUACCUCCAAUGCUAUCGUACCCAGAUCUCACUCGGUCCGCAUGCCCGAUUUGGACACAGGUGCAGCUCUUUCUGGGUUACCGUGACAACACAUAGAAAAACCUGCACAUGUGCAUGCACACAGUGGAGUGUGUUGCAGGCAUCCAUGCAGAACGGUGGCCCCAGCGUUCCCAGCAGAUGAUCAAAGCUCCAGCCUGCUUUCUUUUUUUUUUUUUUUUACUUCAUUGUUAGUAGAAGGUUUGGUCCCCCUCCCUUCUCCUGCCGUCUAAAGAAAAAAUGUGGGUCGCAGGUGAAAGCUGUUGAUUCAGUACAGUUUCGGCUCCUCUUUGCACUUAUUCUUCUUGGCUGAGCAAACAGCAUGAAGCAGGGAGGAGGAGGGGGGGCAUUGAGGCUCUCCUUCCUCACUCAUAUCAGGCUGGGUGGCCCUGAUGCCGCGCGUCUCCAGAGGGAGAGCCCCCCCCCCCCCCCCCCCCCCCCCACCUUUCAGGCAGCUGCUGUCGUCUGGGGCCCUCCAGCCACCCUCUGGUGGAUGACCCACAUCCAGAUCCGUUCAGAUGCCUAGGAGGGCGAGCAGACGAGGAAUCUCCUAACGCCCAGGCUUAAGCGCUUUUUAUCGGCACUAUAAAAAGAUCCCUGUGAGCGUCUGUGUGAGUGAGUGAGUGUGUAUAAAUAACUGCCAUGGAUCGUCCCCUGCAAAAACUCUGAGCUUCUUUUUUUGUAUUUUUUUGUUUUUUUAUGCAUCUGCUCUUAAAAUUGACAAGACAUUCCACUGUGCUCCAUCCUGUUUCAUGCAGAUUUUCUUAUCCCGCCUCCCUUUACAGAGACCGACCUUAAGGAGCAGGCAGAGUGCAGGUGGAACAAAUGUACACUCUACUGUUGUUGCAUUUAAAACAUUUAUAAAGAUGAUGAAAGAAAAUAUUUAACAUAUUAACAAAAGAUUUAUAUUCACUGUGUAAAUAAAGUAGUCAUUAAUAUAUUAACUGUUAUUAUAUAAAUAAUCUUUAAAAGGUUAUAACAUUUGGAUCACAGGUGAGGCUUUGUUGGGCCGAAAUGUUUUUGCUUUCUUUAAUUUUAGAGAGAAAGGAAGAAAAAAAAAAGGACUUCUCAGAUGGAUUUUCUGGAGUGGAUGUGGGGGAAUGAAGUGCAUGGUUUGCUCAGACAUGAUAAAAAAAAAGAUAAAAAGAUAAAAAAAACAUUUGCUACACACUCUUACUCCACUUUCAGAACCGAUGCUGUUGUUUUUAUAAAUUAUAUCAUGACAGGCUGUUUUUUUGUUAUUUGAACCUUUUCCUUUUUAUCUAAAUUUAAAAAAAUGCUCAAGAACUCAUUUGGAGGAAAAAAAUAAAGAAAAAAAAAAGUUUGCAUGUUUUGCUACCUUUACAGUUUGUGUCGCCAAGUUACACUCUUCUUUAUUGUUUGAGAAAAAAAAAAAAAAAAAAUCCCAAAGACUCAUUUAUCUCCAUAGAUCCUUUAAAAAGGCUCAUCUGCAUGAAUUAUUGAACAUGUGCAAAGUUUUCCUUCUCUCUGGGGUUGGCCAGGAUAUUAUGCCAGAGUUUGAUUAUGAAGAUUGUAAACUGUAGAAUAAUUCGGUCUGUAUUGAAUUCUUUUGCUUUUAUUAACAUUUAAACCAUGUAUUAACCCGUCAGAUGCUAAUCAGUAUCAGUAUCAUUUUUAAUUCUAUUUUCUUCUGCAGCAGAAAAUAAACCUGAAACAUGUUUUUUUCUUCUUUCAAAGUAGUUUGCAUUUUAUAAACAAGUGGGCACCGUUUAGUCUUUUUGUUCCAUCUAUAACUGACGAGUAGCAGAGGAAACUCUUAAGACGGCAUGCUGGGCCUUUUGUUUUGUUUUUGCAGCUUUUUUAAGAACUUAGAUGUGUUUUGUACAGGGAUGGAUUUUGCCAAACUGAUAAAAAUAAAAAGGAGGCCCCACAGAUUGACUGCAGGAGACUCCAAUUCUUGAUUAAAGGUGGAAUUUACACAUUUUUAAAGAUGGUUAAAUAAAAGAAACCUAAAUAUAUUGCUUUCCCAUCAGUGCUGUUUGGAAAGAUGAACAGCAGUGUCUGUGUGUGACCAUUGCAUACUUCGUUGCCAAUACUACAGUGUGAUGAGACUUUCUUUUUAUUUUCUUGCAUGAAUUAGAGACACUGUUCUCCUACCUCAUGUUGUGAUAUAAAAGUUUUUUUUUCAAAGCAGAGGACACUGCAUCUCUAACUGUUGAGCAUCAUUAAAUGACAAACCUGUAAAUGCUUUUAGAUGAUACCUCAGUUGUAUCUAGUGGAUUAUUUUUUUGUUUUCUGGAUUUUUUUUAUUAUCUUCUUUAUUCCUUGAUUUCAAAUCUUGUAAAUAAAUCCUGUAUAGACGAUGAACUUGGAUCAAAUUCAAGUAAAGUUCUGUAGUGUCAAAUCUAA